Molecule: messenger RNA, 1843 nt
Organism: Alligator sinensis (Chinese alligator)
Lineage: Eukaryota; Metazoa; Chordata; Crocodylia; Alligatoridae
Gene: LTO1
Product: LTO1, ABCE1 maturation factor
Exons: 6
Coding region: 16-444 (142 amino acids)
Source: RefSeq, a predicted model, not a curated record
CGGAGGAGAGAUUUCAUGGCGAAGGGUAUCAAGACGGUUAUGCUGAAGGAAAUCGUAUUGGUGUUACUGAAGGAAGGAUCUAUGGAUCGUUACAUGGGGCCAGGAUUGGGUCUGAGAUUUUGGAAGCUGUGUAGCAAGAUGUGCUUGCUUUCCAGACUGACUGCUGUCUCCGCCACCCAUUGCUUGGUUGGAUGUUAUCUUGGGUUUGCAUUGACUUGGCAGCAUCUUCUCCACAACUGCACCGGUGAAAAACACAGUAAAAAACUAAAGGCCCUGGAAUCACUAGUAGGAAUGAUUCAGAAAUUCCCUUAUGAAGACCCCACUUACAACAAACUUCAAGACGAUCUGGAGAAAAUCAGAGGAAAAUUUAAACAGGUUUGCUCAAUGCUAAAUACUCAGCCUGACUUUAGAAUUGGUCUGGAAAGAUCUGUACUUACUUUUUGAGUAUAAGAUGAAGAUAAACGUGAACAAAGAAGAAAUGUGUUCACAGAAGUUUUGGGAUGGAAGGGACCUCAUGAGAUCAUUGAGUCCAGCCCCCCUGCUCAAGAACAGAUGUCUGGAGAAUAUGCUUUUUUUAAAAACAGACAGAAUUCAUUUUCAAAAAGGAAGAAGAGAAGGGUUGAGGUUUUAGAAAUUCUGGUGAAUAGAGACUCAUUUCACUUUUGUUGUCUCCCAUUCUUAUUAUGUUCACUGCAAUGAAUAAUACUGUGAAAAAAACAAAACAUAGUCUCUGUUGUAGACUGAUAGUUUUAUUCCUAAAGGGAAAAUAAUCUGCUUCUAAUUAUAAUUGUUCUUGUAGUUUUUUUUCCUUGUUUUAAUCAAAGGAUGCCUAUUGUUUAAAAAGACAAUGUGAACAUUGACACAAACAUAUAGUAAGAUAUGUUUUUAUAGUAAGCAGUAGCUUUAUUUUUUAUUGGGAAAGACUGAAGAGGAGUUUGGGAUAAAAGAGAAUCUUGCUCUUCUGGUUCUUGGCUUUCUGUAUUGUUUUCAUGAGACAUACAGAUUAAUCCAACAGAGCAAUUAAAUUGGCUGUUGCAUGUGACUACUAUUAGAAAUGUAGUCAAUAUCUAACGACAAUUUACGUUAGAGUGGCUAAUUGAAAGAGGUAAAACUUUCUGGUUUUGGAAAUGCACUACUCAGUUUGAUAAAGAAAUUGGAUGCUGUUAGGCUGUAUGGAUGGAUAUUGAGCUAUGUUAGUUAAAGACAGGACUGUCCAACUUCUAAGUGGCUGGGUACUGCACACCCUGUGGAUCACACUAGCAGGGGCCACAGGCCCCUGAAGCUGUAUGAUUUCAGGAAUAUUACCCUCACCGCUGCAUUGCGCUGCUCUGGGCCAUGGGUUCCCCAGCACUGCAGGCUGCACCGUGGGGCAAGGAAGGGAAAGCUGGAGGGAGAGGGAGCCUGGAGACCCCGGCUGCUUCCUCAGCUUGAGCUGGGGGGAAAGCAGUGGCCAGGUAGGAGCCUGGGGGGACAGGGCUGAAAAUUUAACUCCUUGCAGGCUGCAUGAGGCUUCCAGGUCACCCGUUGGACAACCCUGGCUUACAGGAAAACAGUAACUUUUUUAUAUAGUAACUUAUUUUCUAUUGAUGCAUAUAUUUAUAUCGCUAUUUGCAUAUGGACUGUAAUGUCACUUCUGGAAAGCAUUUCACUACAGUGCAGUGCAUGUAUGUUUGAUUGAUUGAUUGAUUUGUAUAUUGCUCUUUCCCAAAAGGCGCCAGGUAGCUUACAAUAAAAGAGAAAAAGAACUAUAUAAACAGAAUAAAAUCCUAAAAUAAAAACAAAAACACCCCCAACCUGGGUGGGGAGGGGAGGAGGGAAACAAGUUAAAAAAUAAUCUACCCCU